Molecule: messenger RNA, 510 nt
Organism: Medioppia subpectinata
Lineage: Eukaryota; Metazoa; Arthropoda; Arachnida; Sarcoptiformes; Oppiidae
Source: the annotation of a GenBank genome assembly
AUGGUUAUUACUUUGUUAACUACAACCUCGAUCAUUUACGGUUUGCCCGGUAAAUGUGAGAAGGGUUGGUUGAAAAAGUUUGACGCAAAAGUGGCCAGCGAAACUGAGAGAUUGGUAAGGGACAUAGAAAAACAACGCAACUUGUGCAUGGACAAUAUGCCCAAACAAAUAACCGGCGUUUUAAUAUAUUCGGCUAAAAAUACGAUUAAUCGGUUUUGCAAACGGGAUUUAAAACAACUGACUAAAUUGCUGGGUGCCGCUAAAUGCGCCAACACCGCAAAUAACCAGGGCGUCAAACAAUGCACAGUGGAUAGUGUGGACGCCAUGUUAACCUUGGUGCGUUCAACCGUUGGUAAUACCGUAGACGUAUUUUGUGGCGAUUAUUCCGAGGGCUCCGAUAAAUGCGAACAGCUAGAGCCGCACCCAAAGAAACUGAAAUCCCAGCGCCGGACAAAAUCAUUUGCAAUCGCUUUGAUCGAUGUGUUAAAGGGCUUUCCCGAAGUGGCCUAA